Molecule: messenger RNA, 7547 nt
Organism: Salmo salar (Atlantic salmon)
Lineage: Eukaryota; Metazoa; Chordata; Actinopteri; Salmoniformes; Salmonidae
Product: palmitoyltransferase ZDHHC5-A
Biological process (GO): protein palmitoylation
Molecular function (GO): palmitoyltransferase activity
Source: RefSeq, a predicted model, not a curated record
GGAAGGAGGCGGGACUUCAAUAUCUUCACGGAGAGAGGUUCGUGGACAUCUGCGCUUGGUUGGUCCUGAAAAUAUGUAUCGGCUUCGGGCACCUCCGUACAAUCUACCUGGUGCAAUCGUUCGUGUCUUCGAUUAAAAAAACGUCUAGCCGUUAUCUAAACACAUGCACCGAAGCCAUCGACCAGUGAUAACGAGCAGCUUUAGAUACUUAUCUUUUAGGCGUAUACUGUACCGUAAUGGAGAAGGAAAAUGUAGCUAUCUAGCCAAAUUGCUAACACAGAGGACCCAACACCAAACCUUCGUAUGGAGAUUAAAACAGAUUAGAUUGAUGAUAACCAUCAACGGAGGACAUUCAACCGUUUUGGGAUUUAUUCACUCAAGGAGCCGGUGUGAAUCCACAUAGCUACAGGAGCUGUAUCCCACCAGACAUCCAGAGGCCGUGUGCCAGGCGUAUCUGACUAAAGAGAGGAGGAUCACCAGUGACACCACAGCGGGGGUGGAGAGAGAGACCGUGCCUGUUGGAAAACCUGUUGGAUCUAAACACUUUUAUUACAGAUUAUCACACUGCUCUCCUGACUGCCACCCUCCCCCUUUACACACACAGAAUCACACACACUCCACUAGAAGUAGCCCUAGGGAGUCACAUAAACGUCUCACAGUCACUCAGACACGCCCUCCGAGACCCAGAGUUGCUUCCCAGGGGUCUUAGUGGGAGGGUGUGCCCCCCCCCCUCUCGGUGCACUCCGCUGGGGGACGGAAGUAGAGGAAUGGCCCUGGGGGAAUGGGAAUGGCUGGCUGGCUGCCUCGCUCAGUGAGACGGCGGCUUAUGUAACUGACGGCCCUCCUCUCCUUGGCUAGCUAACACAGCUGGGCCUUGGGUGUCUACAGACACUGGGGAGGAGCUCUUCAUCAACCUCCUCUAGGGAGAUUCAGCUUCUAAUCUUCAGGCCCUUCCUCUCUGGGUUCAACUUCACAUAGCUUUUUUUUUUUUCUCCUUUUUUUUUUUAAAUCCUUUUUUUUGUUUGUUUUUCCUUUAACCAUUUUACAGGAGGGUCUUUCAGGGUGUUUUGGAUAUGUGCCCCCUCACGGACUCCUCCAGGUUACAAGGACACACACAAUUUGACCUGUGUACACGUCUUCUUCCACCCACACCUGUAGCAGGUGGGAUCGACCUCUGAGACUUCCCGCUUGUCUCCCGUUGGCUCAGGGAUGCCCCGACCAGGAAGAACAAAGUCUGAGCGUCCGUCUACGAGCACAUUGGCGUUUUGAAGAUGCUGUUUGGACUGAAGGGACAGCCAUUUUUUAUUUAGUGAGGAAACUAGCUGACUUCGAGAGCAACUACAGGACUGCCUGAUAUUAGCCUCUGCUGAUUUUCCGCUCUUGUUUUGAUGUUGUUUUGUAUUUCCCAUCUCAUCUGAGGAUUGAGCCAACCAGGGAGCAAAAUACACAGAGACAAGAAUCCCACUUGGACACAAUCAAAGACCAUUUUGCUCUCCUUUUCUCUCUCUCUCUCUCUCUCUCUCUCUCUCUCACUCUCCCCCCCUUUGAUUACCCGUUUACACAUUAGACCACCUACAGUGAUACCUUUUUAUCGAGGCAGAAAAUAAACCGCUAAGUUGCGAUCUUUUUACGCCUUGACCCGCGUCAAAUCAAAAACCUAGCAAUCGAUCUCUACCUCUCGAUCGCUCCCACCCCCUUUUUCAAAACAUCUGUGUCAGAGCCAAAUUCACACUCAGUCGGUCUGUAUCACAGACAGAGUAGCGUACAGACUGAACAGGCUACAGACUGAACCGUACAAUCUACAGAGCGAAGCAAUCAGUCACCUUCGUCUGGAAGGGGAGAAGGUUAUUGGGUCUGAAUGUCAUUGAACUGAGCCAGAGGUCGUUGAAAUAUUAAAUUAUUGAUAGAGGCUUUGGUUGAACAGGGAAUGUAUAGCAGGUCAACCAAAGCGAUCUGCCUCGUCCUCUGAACCUAACUGACAUUUUGACCCCUCAAAGUUGAGUUUAAAAAAAAAAAAAACCAUUUAUGAGUCUAAGGACUAGAUGAGAGUAAGAUUGUAAUGAAUAAAGAAAUGUACGUUUUUAAAACGGCUACACCAAAUCACAUACGUUAUGCUUUACUGAGACAUCCUACUUCUUUUCUUUAGAAAAGGGAGGGUCCGAGAUCUUUCUAAACCACACCGGAACAAUCAAGCCAUAUCACAGCUUUCUUUUUUUUUUUAUUGCACAUUUUUUAUUUUUGUAUCGUACAAUCACUAAGCCUUCAAUUAAGUUAUUUACCUCUCGCACGCGCACAUUUCUUGAUAUUCCUUUUAAAAAUGUCAAGAUAUUUACCCAAAUCCACUGUAAGGAACCAUUGUUAAAGACUAAAGAGAAACCAAGCAAUUUAAAAGUAUCAGCCUUGAGCUUGACCCACAAUUGAGCAGAACGUGUUGUCGUCGUCCUCCUAUAUAAUCCAGUAGGUCAAGCAUAGAGCGGCAACGCCUCAAUCUUAUGAGAACACGUCUUUUAAAUAGUGGCUCUGUUUAUCUUUAUGUUCCAGUCUAUUUUUAUGUUGGCCUGUGUGUUGUCCGGAGGACAGCAAAACAAAAGGCCUUCUAGUGGAGUCUCUUUAAGUCUUUAGCUGUCAGAGUCCAUCUCAAUCAAAUCCCUCCCUCUAUCUCUGUCUUAUCUUACCCCCUCCUCUCAGACAAGGCCAAAGGUCAAGUUGAAUAUACGUCCCACAACUUUAAGCAAAGGGACAGAGUUAUUUUAUGAACACGCGGUUUAGGGAGGGCCGAUCUACCCUUUCUUUCUCUUCAUCUCCCUCUUUCCGGUGAACAUGCAGAGACGUGGGUCUUCUCUCGUCCUGGUCCGAUUGAGAAGGGGACUCCUCUACCUCCCUCUCUAACCCCAUCAAUCUCUCUCUCUCUCGCUGUGCCCUUUCUCUUAAUCUCUCCCUCCCUCUUUAUAAUCCAUCCCUCCAUCCACACACCCCAGACAAAUCCUCCCCUCUCCCCUCCCUGAGUAAUCCUCUCCCCCUGUGUGAUGCCGGGCAGCAGUAAGAGUGGGGGUGCGGGUGGCCUCCCCUCGCCCCCCCACACCGCCUCCCCGUCCCGGCCACUUCGCCCGUCCCGCUAUGUGCCCGUGUCGGCGGCGACGGCCUUCCUGGUGGGAUCCACCACGCUCUUCUUCUGCUUCACGUGCCCAUGGCUGUCGGAGCAGUUCUCGGUUGCCGUGCCGAUCUACAACGGUGUCAUCUUCCUGUUCGUCCUUGCCAACUUCUGCAUGGCCACCUUCAUGGACCCGGGCAUCUUCCCCAGAGCGGAUGAGGAUGAGGACAAGGAGGAUGAUUUCCGCGCUCCGCUCUAUAAGACGGUGGAGAUCCGAGGCAUCCAGGUCAGGAUGAAAUGGUGUUCCACCUGCCGCUUCUACAGACCGCCCCGCUGCUCACACUGCUCCGUGUGUGACAACUGUGUGGAGGACUUUGACCACCACUGCCCGUGGGUGAACAACUGUAUCGGCCGGAGGAACUACCGUUACUUCUUCCUGUUCCUGCUGUCCCUGACGGUCCACAUCAUGGGAGUGUUUGGCUUCGGCCUGCUCUACAUCCUCUACCACACACAGCAGCUGGACAGGGUCCACUCUGCCGUCACUAUGGCAGUGAUGUGUGUGGCUGGUCUCUUCUUCAUCCCGGUGGCUGGUCUCACUGGCUUCCACAUGGUACUGGUGGCCCGGGGACGAACCACCAACGAACAGGUGACGGGGAAGUUUAGGGGAGGAGUGAACCCUUUCACUAAUGGCUGUUGGAAGAACGUUUCUCACGUGCUCUGCAGCUCCCAAGCGCCCAGGUACCUGGGGAGGAAGAGGAAGCCUCACGGUAUGGUUGUCCAGCCUCCGUUCCUCCGGCCACAGCUCACUGACACCCAGCUGGCCGCCAAGGUCCUCGACAACGGUAUCCACGGAGACCUCCACCGGUCUAAGAGCAGUCUGGAGAUGAUGGAGAGUCAGUCGUGCGAUGCGGAGCCCCCUCCUCCUCCCAAACCGGAGCUCAGGUACCCCGCCCUGUCCAGAGGCCACCAGGGACAACACACAGAGGAGAGUAGUCUUCUGAACAAAGCCCCGCCCACACCCACCAUGUAUAAAUACAGGCCGACCUAUAGCAGUCCAGGAAAGAACCACACUGCCCUUACCCAUGCCUAUGCCAACCAGAUGAGUCGAGGGGACAGUCUGAAGGAGUCGUCUUCUCUGCUCCAGUCCAGCCAGCAGCCUGGCUUCCGCUCUGAACCCAGCCUGGAUGGGAGAGAGGCCCCAGGGGAGAGAGGGGGAGGAGGAUUGGGAGGAGGUGGAGACAGACCUGGAGGAGGGGGGGCACCAGGGUCAGGGGGUGGCGGUAUCCCCGGUUACUCCCUAGGGGGACGUUCCUACCCCUCCUUUUCAGACCCAACGGUUUUAUCUUCCGGUGGAGGUGCUUCCCAUUCUUCCAGCGUGCGUUCUGGCUCCGCCCACAACGCGGCCCAUGUCUCCGAGGCGACGACCUCCACGAGCUACAAGAGCCUGGCCAAUCAGACGCCUCCUCCGCGCAACGGCAGCCUAUCGUACAACAGCCUGCUCACGCCCUCCGAGAGCCCCGACUUUGAGUCGGCCACACCCGACAUGUCGCCCGGGCACCACCCUAACCCGGCCCCACCCUCCGUCCUGGGGUACUCCUCCCCCUACCUGUCGGCCCAGCUCAGCCAGCAGAGAGACGCAGAGCUCCACCAGCCCUCCGCCUCCUCCGUAGCCCUCCUCUCCUCCCCACACCGCGCCCACUAUCUCCAGGAAUCGCAUCCCCACUCCCACCACUCUCAGCCCCCUCCCUCCUCCGCGGCCCCCCAGCCCCCCCACCCACACCACCACCAUCAUCACCACCACCACCACCACAGCAGCCACAGCUCCAGACCCCCCCGCUUCUCCCGGCCCCCGCUCCUGUCCGACUCGGCCGCCCCCCACCAUUACCCGUACCGCACCCGGUCCACGGACACCCCCCUGGCCCCCUCCACGCACCCCCCGCGCUCCCCCCACCCCCCGCCGCUGGGGAAGUCUCUGUCGUACUCUUCGGCGGCGGCGGCGGAGAUGCAGUACCGGAUGGUGCGCAAGGCGUCGGCCUCGGCCGGAGGGGGAGGGGCGGGAGGGGGGAUCCAGGCACCUAAGGACGAGAUUCAGAUGAAGUUGUUCAGCCGGACAAACGGGCAGCCCAGGUCCUCCAUUUCCUCCUCAGGCUCUACCCCUUCCUCCCCCUCUCACCCAAUCAGCAUGUCCACUCGCCCCGGACAGGCCUAUCCCAGCCCUGGAAACACCCAGAGCCCCGCCCACAAGCCGGGGGGCGGGGUGAAGAAAGUGACGGGCGUCGGCGGGACCACCUAUGAGAUUUCAGUCUGAGUUUGAUGGGCGGCCACCCCGACUAAUGGCGUCAGGGGUUGGAGGUGAAGGAGGGGUCAGAGAUUGACUGAUGAUAUUUCUGCCUCUCGGACCCUUCAGGGGAGGAAAGCUUUUAAUUAACAGACGUUUUAAAAGUUGGGUGAUGAGGAAGAGUGAAACGACAGACUUUUCUUGCUCUUCUUCCAAAUGCGAUGGACUCCGGACUUCCUCUCUCAUUCAGAGACCUCCAGUCAAGGAACUACAGAAAUAAUCGGGAGGAAGUUGUUUAACCAAUCACAUUCAAGAACACAAUGCACCAUUAUGACAUGGUGGGCUUAUGGGCCCCAGGGAGCCAAUCAUAAGAGGCGGGACUCUUUGACAAUCCACCAAUUUCUGGGCAGAUUGAACUCUGUGGGAAUGAUUGACAGUUACGACUGGGUUUGCCUUUAUUGGAUAAAACAAGAAAGAUCAAUAUGGCUGCGUAUACACAGGCAGCUCAAUUCUGAUCUUUUUUUGACCAAUCAGCUCUGAGAAAGUAAAAGGAUCUGAUCUGAAUGGGCAAAAUACAUCUGGAUUGGGCUGCCUGUAAAAACAGCCCAUAUUUAAAAGAGAGGGGGGGAAAAAAGAAAUGUACUUUCAUUCAUUCAUAAAUGUCUAAUGAUUCAUUCUCUGUACAGAAUUAUAUGGUUUGGAAUUUAUGGUGAUUUCCUCCAAUCAGUGGCAUUUAAUGGUGACUGCGGCAUGCACCGGCCACUAUGGACCACUGUGAUUGGCUAGUGACCACGCUGCCAUUCUCUUUCGACCAAUCAGAAAUGGAGAUGCUAAACUGUAGUAGACGGCAGGAUCAUUGGUGGAGUUCGUUUUUUGCCUGGCCUGGUUCCCCGGGUGGGUGGAGAUUUCACUUAAGGACCAAUGGAAUGAUGAAACUCGACCAGUGACACAAUCAUCGGGUCUGUACUUUAAAGAUGGAGCAGCCUUUUCUAAACUAACUUUGGAGUAAUGGCCUUGAUAAUCAAGGUGUUUUUUUUAUUUUACUUAUUUAAUUUCAGAAUGUUAUUUUAUAUGAAUUUAUAUAUAGCUGUUGAUAAAAAAAAAAAAAUCUUAACGGGCUGAUAGGGUUUUUCUGGUUUGAGUUAAUUUCAGAAUUAUAACCAAACAGAAAAAAAACUGUUGCCGCGUUCAAGUGCUAGUCGGAACUUGGACAUUUCUGACUUAUUAACUGGUUUUAGUUAAACACGUUCAACCAGUUAGCAGGUCGAAAAUGUAGUUUCCUAGUUCCGACUAGCACUGGAAUGCGGCUCAUUUGGAUUGAUGGCUGCACCAGCCGAUCUGAGGCUGAGUUUUGAGUCUUCAGCCAAAGAGAGGAGCUGGACAAUUAUAUGGUUCAGCCAAUGGGAACCAAUGUAUUUGAUAAAAGGCGGCGAUGUAGCAUUUUUAAAGUCCUUUGAUACACAGUAACCACUCGACUUCUCUUGGGGCAUAUUUCAGAAAUACCCUGCUGUACUUUCUGAUUGUUUACUUCUGAGCUUUGUAAUGGGUGUGUCUGAAAUGGUACCCUUGUCACUAUAUAGUGCACUACUUUUGACCAGGGCCUAAAAGACUCUGGUCAAAAGCAGGGAAUAGGAUGCCAUAACAUAAAUGUUUUUUGUUUUAUUGGUCCGGAUACUGACAUCUCUGGUUGCCUUCCUCUAGCUGACCUAUUGAGAAACUAGCGAGGAUCACAUGCUUUGGCACGACCAAUCCAGAGAGCGCAAGAGAUUCAUAUCAGCCUACUCUUUUAUUCGUUAAUGGUUUAAACCAAUGAUGAGCAGUUGAAAGUCAGUAACAUACAUCCUUUUUAUAUUUAAUUUGUACUUUUCUUUUUUUGCAAGAUUUUAAGACAAUUUACAGGGCAUUGCUUUAGACUGACAGUUUGUUUGACGAGUCAGGAGCGUAGAACGAAACGAAAUGGGAUAGGACAACAACAAAAAAAGCACGUCGCCCAAUAUGUUUGACUGCCAUCAGGAACAGCCAAUGCCCUUACAGAUGAUGUUUAGACAAGUACGAGCCCGGGGUGUUUUGAAAAAAAAUAAAAUAAAGAUGUACUGUAUAGCUCUGUGUGUGUGGGCGUGUGCAUGUGUGUAUGUGCGUGUGUGUUUGAGCAUUGGUAAUAAAGUAUUUAAAACCAAA